This is a messenger RNA of Penicillium argentinense, 2565 nucleotides long. RefSeq names its product H(+)-transporting V0 sector ATPase subunit a. The record is from RefSeq and is a predicted model, not a curated record. Gene Ontology annotation, biological process: proton transmembrane transport; vacuolar acidification. NCBI's taxonomy places the organism in Eukaryota, Fungi, Ascomycota, Eurotiomycetes, Eurotiales, Aspergillaceae. The coding region runs from base 1 to 2565 and encodes 854 amino acids. The transcript has 5 exons. Gene Ontology annotation, cellular component: vacuolar proton-transporting V-type ATPase complex; fungal-type vacuole membrane; vacuolar proton-transporting V-type ATPase, V0 domain. Gene Ontology annotation, molecular function: ATPase binding; proton-transporting ATPase activity, rotational mechanism.
AUGGCUCCGCAGGAUACCUUCUUCCGGUCGUCGGAGAUGAGCCUGACCCAGCUCUAUAUCGCCAACGAGAUUGGCCGCGAGGUCGUCAGCUCUCUCGGUGAAAUCGGGCAGGUUCAGUUCAGAGAUCUCAACCCCGACACCAACGCCUUCCAACGCACUUUUACCAAGGAGAUCCGCCGUCUUGAUAAUGUGGAACGCCAACUCCGCUACUUCCACACUCACAUGGAGAAGGCUGGUAUUCCCAUGCGACCCUCAAACGAUUUCUCGGAUACGCUUGCCGCCCCUCUGGCCUCGGAGAUUGAUGAGCUGGCCGAGCGUAGUGAAAGUCUUGAGCAGCGGAUUGCUUCGUUGAACGAUAGCUACGAGACGCUCAAGAAGCGUGAAGUCGAGCUCGCUGAAUGGCGCUGGGUUCUACGGGAAGCUGGUGGAUUUUUCGAUCGGGCUCAUACCCACACCGAAGAUAUCCGUCAGUCGUUCGACAACGACGAGGCGCCGCUUCUACGCGACGUUGAGCAGCACGGUCCUGCUGGCGCGAAUGGAGAUACCCAGGGUCAGCAGAGUUUCUCGGAAAUGAACAUUGGGUUCGUUUCUGGUGUCAUUCCUCGCGACCGAAUCGGUGCUUUCGAGCGUAUCCUCUGGCGAACACUGCGCGGCAACCUUUACAUGAACCAGUCCGAAAUCCCUGAUCCUAUCAUCGAUCCCACAAACAACGAGGAGAUCCACAAGAACGUGUUCGUGAUCUUCGCCCACGGCAAAAACAUCCUUGCUAAGAUUCGCAAAAUCUCCGAGUCCCUGGGCGCCUCCUUGUAUGGAGUGGAUGAGAACAGCGAAUUGCGACGGGAUCAGAUCCACGAGGUCAACACUCGCCUGGGAGAUGUGACCAAUGUGCUGCGAAACACCAAAAACACCCUGGAUGCGGAGCUGUCGCAGAUCGCCCGCUCCCUCGCAGCUUGGAUGAUCAUCGUCAAGAAGGAGAAGGCGGUUUACGAUACACUGAACAAGUUUUCGUAUGACCAGGCCCGCAAGACUCUGAUUGCUGAGGCAUGGUGCCCCACCAAUUCCCUUACACUGAUCAAGUCAACUCUGCAGGAUGUCAACGACCGCGCUGGCCUCUCUGUUCCGACCAUCGUCAAUCAAAUCCACACCAACAAGACUCCCCCAACUUAUGUCCGAACCAACAAGUUCACCGAGGCAUUUCAGACCAUUGUCAAUGCCUACGGUAUCCCGAAGUACUCGGAGGUCAACCCUGGCAUUUACACCGUUGUUACCUUCCCCUUCCUCUUUGCUGUCAUGUUUGGUGAUUUCGGUCACGGCUUUUUGAUGACCUUGACCGCGGCAACGCUGUGCUUCUUUGAAAAGAAGCUGCAGCGUGUCAAGCUUGACGAAAUUUCGUCCAUGUUCUUCUACGGACGUUACAUCAUGCUGCUCAUGGGUCUCUUCUCUAUGUACACCGGUUUCAUCUAUAACGAUAUCUUCUCUCGCCCUUUCACAUUCCUCUCCAGUCAAUGGUCAUGGCCGUCGGAUAUCACCGCGGGUGAGUCGGUCGAAGCCUCCUUGAAGGAUGGCUACCGCUUCCCCAUUGGUCUGGAUUGGAACUGGCACGAGGCCGAGAACUCCUUGCUCUUCUCGAACAGUAUGAAGAUGAAAAUGAGUGUCCUGCUCGGCUGGGCCCACAUGACUUUCGCCCUUUGCUUCCAAUAUGUCAACGCCCGCCACUUCAAGUCCAAGGUCGACAUCUGGGGUAACUUCGUUCCUGGCAUGCUCUUCUUUCAGUCCAUCUUUGGUUACCUUGCCAUCACCAUUCUCUAUAAGUGGACCAUCAACUGGCAAGAGACUGGUGAUGCUCCCCCCAGUCUGCUCAACAUGUUGAUUUUCAUGUUCCUGAGCCCUGGUACCGUCACUGAGCGACUUUACUCGGGACAGAGCGCUGUGCAGGUUAUUCUGCUUCUCAUUGCUGUCGUCCAAGUCCCUAUCAUGCUGCUCCUCAAGCCGUUCUGGCUCCGUCACGAGCACAACAAGGCUCGUGCCCUCGGCUACCGAGGACUUGGCGAGCAGUCCCGAGUCAGUGCCCUUGAAGAUGACGGUGAUGCGAACGGAGGCUUCCGCGAUAGCAUUGCUGGCGAUGGUGAUGGUGUCGCCAUGCUGGCACAGGACAUCGAUGACGAGGAGCAUGAAGAGUUUGAGUUUGGCGACGAGAUGAUUCACCAGGUCAUCCACACCAUUGAGUUUUGCCUGAACUGUAUCUCCCACACUGCAUCUUACCUUCGUCUCUGGGCCUUGUCUCUGGCUCACCAACAGCUGUCUAUUGUGCUUUGGACCAUGACCAUCGGUGGCGCCUUCGAGACCGAGAGCCCUGUCACCCGGGUCAUCAUGAUUAUUGUGACCUUCUACAUGUGGUUUGUCCUUUCGGUCAUCGUUCUGUGUGUCAUGGAAGGAACCAGUGCUAUGCUUCACUCUCUUCGUCUCCACUGGGUCGAAGCAAUGAGCAAGCAUUUCAUCGGCGAGGGUGUUCCGUUCUUGCCUUUCAGUUUCAAGACUCUUUUAGAAGAAGAUCCAGUCGAUUAG